Rhopalosiphum maidis (corn leaf aphid) is the source of this 8792-nucleotide messenger RNA. RefSeq names its product protein bark beetle (gene bark). The record is from RefSeq and is a predicted model, not a curated record. Gene Ontology annotation, cellular component: membrane. The transcript is spliced from 36 exons. The coding region runs from base 1 to 8259 and encodes 2752 amino acids. NCBI's taxonomy places the organism in Eukaryota, Metazoa, Arthropoda, Insecta, Hemiptera, Aphididae.
AUGGCUUUAACUACAGUGAAAUUACUAGGCCUAUUUCAGUUUAUUGAAAUAUUCGCAUUUCAUACACAUGCCGAUUACACUUGGGCUAAUGGACUUAAAUCUAAUAAAGGCUACACAGAAUGGUCUGGAGGAAUCGUUGCUAAUCAUCAUCGUUUAAAAACCGACCAAAGCCCAUACUUCAUCUUAAAUAAUGUUAUUAUUGAAGAUACUGGUCAGCUUAUUAUAGAUCCAGGAGUAAUACUUAAAUUUUCACCAAAAACUGGGAUCACAGUGAAAGGAUCAAUUAUUGCAAAUGGAGAUGCUCAUAACAAAAUUGUAAUGACAUCUAGUGCUAAUGUAGAAGACACAGAUGAUGGUUUAAGUCAGUCUUCUUCAAACAUAAGACUUGUAGAUGGUCCUAGUAUACUAGCUGGACGUUUACAGUUAUUUUAUAAAGGUGCUUGGAGAUCAGUCUGUACAUCAACACAAUGGAACAAUGCAGACCUCCAAACAACAUGUCGGCAUUUAGGCUUUCGCGGAGGUAAAUUUUUACGUUGGAUGGAACCUAAAGUAGAUAAGCUGCACACACGACUUCUGUUGUCUAAUUUACAAUGCCAAGGUAUUGAAAAUGAUUUAAAUAGCUGUAGCGGAUGGAAAAAUAAAAAAUUAGGAUCUGGUAGCUGUGAUCUUAAGCAAGAUAUUGCUAUUGAAUGUCAGCCAUAUUAUGAAAAUAGCUUUGUUGUAAAAAGUUAUUGGAAAGGUCUUAAAUUUGAAAAAGCCCAGUUCAAAAAAUCAUUAAUACAUCAUAAUACCUUAUAUCAACCAGUCUCACUAUCUGAACUAAAUCAUGUUAUAUUAACAUAUGCUGGAGUUGGUGCUGAGUUUAAAUCUACUUCAGUCAUAGAAGUUGAUGGAGUACCACCGUUAUUAAGAAAUGUGUCAAUAUUACAUUCUGCAUAUAAUGGAAUUAACAUAACAACAUCAGAUUCCAUACUAGAUUUACAAGACUGUAUUAUUAAAAAUAAUAGAGGACAUGGUAUUUUUAUGAAUUCAUCUUUUGGUCAAUUAAGUUUAAUAAAAACGUUGGUGUCUAACAACAAAGGAGAUGGUAUACAUAUGGUUCAAGGCAAUGUCAAUCGCGAUCUCAUGAAUAAUGUUAAUGAAUUAUGUUCUCUUCCAACAACAACUAGUCAAACAUUUCCUGUGCUUGUUUCUGUGCAACAAAAUAGUUAUAACGCUAAACAAAUUAACUGCUACAAGAGUUUAUUCACUAAAAUUGGACAAGUUUUAACUGUUAACAUUGAACAUACCCGUUCUCAACAUUUUGACAAUAAUUCAUUCAUAUACAUUUAUGAUGGAGAAGUAUCAACUCCUGAUAGGCUUUUAGCUACUAUUUCUGUACUUAAUAAUACAGUACCACAAUCAGUAACAUCAAGUCGUAACAACAUAUUAAUUCAAUUUUCUGCACCAGCUAGAACAAAUGUAUUUGGUCUUCUUAGGGUAACUUCAGGAUUUGUAAAAUGGCAUAGUAUUAAUAUAUCUGAAAGUAUUCUAUCUGAUAAUAUUGGCUCUGGAUUAUUUGUUGAGAAUUUAUAUAGUGCUGUGUCAAUAUUCAACUCUUCUGUGCACAACAACAGUGGAAGUGCUGGAGUCAAUGUUUUUAAUGGUUCUGCUGACAUAACUAUAUUAGGUUCAGAAAUUGUGUAUAAUAACGGAUUUGGAAUUUUAACUAAUACUAAUGGUGGAGUACGUAAUGUUACAUAUUCAUUAAUCAAGUCAAAUUCAGGACCAGGAAUAGCUGUUCGGUUAUUAGACAAAACAAUCAGCAAUGUACCUCAGAAAACAAUUUUAACAUAUUCUCAGAUCAAUAACAAUACAGUAGAAAUUGAUGGAUGGUGUCAUGGCAAGUCACAGAUAAAUGUCACAGGAAAUGUUUUUAGUUUUAGCAUUUAUGCAUUAGAAAUAAAAUCAUGUAUUGAGCGACAAGCUACUACAACUCAUGUAAUUAUAUCGUAUAAUGAAUUUUUUAAUAAUAAAAAGUUGGCAGUACUUAUAAGACCAAUGCUUAACAUGGAUGCAAUUUUGGAGUUCAAUCGAUUCAAAAAACAAGAGUAUGGUUGCAUAUUAAUUAGAAAUGAACAUUUUGAUGAAGAUUUUGAUGAAUCGCCAACAACUGCUUUACUGAGAUAUAAUGAAUUUUACGAUAACAGUGGAAGCUAUGUUGUUAAUUUAGGACUAAGUACUUAUAGCCAACUACAUAAUUUGCUAUUCACGUGGAAUUAUUUAAAGAACAAUAAAAUAACUCAACCUUUUAAGUUGGUUUCAAGAAAUAAAGUGGCGGCAGUAAUUGUUGUUGCUUCUUCUAAUAUAAUUGUCAUGAGAAAUAUUAUUGAAAACCCGUUAUCAAAUUAUGAAAUAGGAGUACAACUUGAAGAUCAAAGUCUCAUAGUAAACACUACUUAUAAUUGGUUGGGAAACACUGAUGAUCAUUUUAUUAUAAAUAGAUUAUUUCACAGGCGUGAUCGGUAUAAUUUGGCUAAAAUUGAAUUUGUUCCCUUCUUGUUACAUCCUACAAAUCCUGGUACUACGUCAAUAAUGACUGUUUCUACAGUUAUAACCCAAUUGUAUAAAGAACCCAAUGAUUUUGGUGGAGAAGUUGAUGGUGUAGAAACCGUAUAUAGUGGUGAAUAUGUUGUUACAAGAGACAUUAAUGUGGCGUCUAGUGGAAAAUUAAUUAUUCAUCCUGAUGUCACUUUGAAAUUUAAUCCAGGUGUUGGCAUAAUGGUAGCUGGUAAAUUAGAAGCUCGUGGUAGAGGUUUUGGUAAUAUUAAAUUUACAUUAAAUGAACCUCCUGUUCCUGUGAUUGAGGAACCAAUUGAAACUGUUAGUGUAAAUACUAGAGUAAAGUUGGUUGCUGGAAGAACAUUUAAUGAAGGAAGACUUCAGGUAUUCUCCGAAGAGUUAAAUACAUGGGGAACAGUUUGUAAUUACGGCUGGACAAUUGACAAUGCUGCAUUAGUGUGUCGACAAAUGGGUCUAGUUUUAAAUCCUGCAGAUUGGAAAGUUGAUGUACCCCUUGCUGAUCCAUUAGAACCAGUGUUAUUAACAAAUGUCACUUGUUCUGAUGAAGAUACAGACAUGAUGAAUUGUAGAGUAGAAAAAGUAAGUGACUCUGAACAGUUAUGUGAUCAUUCGAAAGAUGUUGCUUUUCGGUGUGAACAACCUGGUUGGACCGGCUUAAGAUUAGGUGUAUUGGCAGAUACGUGUAAUCUACAAUAUGUAACAAUAGAAAAAGCUGGACUUUUCGACUACAUUACUAAUGAAUUUGGACCAGCCCUACAGGUAGAUUUGAAUAGACAUACAUUUGAAGGCGUUCGUAUCACAGACAAUGCUGGAAAUGGCUUGGAAGUACUUUAUUCUGACUUACAUAAUAGUUUGAGCUAUAUUCGUAACUCAGAAUUUAGUGGAAAUAAAGGAGCUGGGAUAUUUUUCAAACAACUUGGUUUGAACAUUCAAGAUAGUAAAAUUGAAAGAAAUAAAUUUGGUAUUCAGCAUGAUGUUUCAAUUAGUAUUGAUAAACAAAGAGAGCUCGCAGGAUGGUUUAAACCAUUUGCAUCAAGUUCAUAUCAAUAUAAACCUGUAUUAUUGCCCAAUGAUCAAUCAAAUUUUCAAAUAGACUUAAAAACUAAUGAAUUUAGAUAUGUUAUCACUAAACAAAUGCAUUUAACAGAACCAAUUCAAUCAAAAAUAAUUUUUCAAUGUACAAAAAUCAAUUUUGUGAUUGGAAUUCAGAUGUUAAAUAUUCCACAUAAUAAUAGUACUGAAAAAAUUUCAAUUCAUAAUAUUCAUAGUAAUAAGAUAAAUGAUAACAUUUUAUGGAGUUCCAAUCAAGAUACUGGUAUUUUCCCUACUCAAAGUAGUUCCAAUGGUAUCAUUUUGAAUUACAGUAGUGGAUCAAAUCCACAAGGAAAUAUUGUUCUUCUUAUAUCAUGUGUACCAGCUACAAUUAAACAAGGAUUAUUAAUUCAACCAGAACCAACAUUAUUUGUUACUAAAACUGCUAUUAAAAGUAAUGAAAUUGGAGUAUUUAUGACCUACUAUAGCGAAUUUAUGAGUACUGAAAGUCACAGAUAUAACAAUAAACCCAAAAAAGGCCAGUAUUAUUUACGUGCUUUAAAUGAAUCGAUACAUUUAUAUGAUUGUGAUGUAUCUUAUAAUACAAACGAAGGUUUGUUAGUUCGUGAAAUUGAGCCAUUUUCAUUUGGACUGUUUAACAAAUCUCAUAUUCAUAUAAGUGUCAAUAAUUCAAUAAUAGCAAAUAAUGGAAAAAUUAUCACUCAUCACUCCAAAGAUACACAAAAUUCAUUAAACAUUUACAAAUGGGAGUUAACUGGAAAUUCAUUUGAACGAAAUCUUAAAGAUGGUAUCCAAUUGAUAUUGCCAUAUUUAUAUUCAUAUGAUGAAAACAUCACUCAUGUUGUGAUAAUUGAUAAUAAUACAUUGGUUCAUAAUUCAAAUUUAAAAUUGAACAUUGGUGGACAUUUUGCCAUGUUAAAUAUCACUCGUAAUACUAUACAAAAUAAUAUUUGUAAAGAUGGUUUGAUAAUGAUAACGGGUAUGGAAAAGUAUAUGUUAAUCUGGAAGAAUACGAUUAUUUCCAACACUGGAGAAUUUAUGAUUAAGUUCAAUAUUAAAAGCCAGUGUGAAAUUAUGAGUUCGGUAUUUGCAUUGUUCAGAGAAAAUAUAUUCAAUAGUAACUCAAGAUUACUUACAACAGGGUCAAUCUCUGCAUUGAUUAUAUUUGAUGGAAUUCAAAAUGUUAAAAUUGAUCGUAAUUUAAUGUCAUCAAGUAAUAAUAUGAACUAUAAUGUUAUUGCUGGUCUGCAUACGUCAAGAACAAGUAACGCAAUAAACAUGGCAAAUAAUUGGUGGGGUUCUUUAGAUAUUAAUCGUAUAAAAGAUCUUAUAUUCGAUUUUGAUGAUUGGAAUAAUAAUGCAGUUACUGUUUUUACACCAUUUUUAAUUGAUGAUUCUUUUGAUGCCUCUUUAUCGACAACAUGGGAUGAUACAUUCCGCACCUCAAAUGGUGUAUUAGGUGGUAAAAUUUCAGAAUCAUUGAUUAUUACUCCACAAGAAAAUGCAUACACAGUUUUAUCAGAUAUUACUGUAAUGCCAGGAGUAACUUUAACUAUAUUACCAGGAACAACAUUAGAAUUUGCACCUAAUGUUGGUAUCCUUGUGCUUGGUUCUUUGGUCGCUCGAGGUUAUAUUGGUGGUGAAAUAACAUUUAAGCCUAUAAAUAAAGUUAUGAUACCACAUUCACACAGUUUUAAGUCCAGGCCUACUAUACGGUUAAAUCAUAUGAAAAAUGUUGAUGAAACAAAUGCUAAUGUAUUUGGAUUUUUGGAGAUAUGGAACAGUACUCUAAUGCAAUGGUUACCAACUUGUGAUCACUCAUUCACUGAAGCUAAUGCUAAAGUGGUAUGUAAAGAAAUUGGAUCAAAUAGUAGUACCUUCAACAAUUGGUUUACCUGGAAGAAACAUUAUUAUAAUGAAAGUCAAAUGGUAGUUGCUGCUCAAAGUUGGCCUCAACAUUUUAGAUGUUUUGGAAAUGAAAACAAUUUCCUAGAUUGCCCAAUUUUAAAUUUUACUGAUGAGUACUUAACAUGUGAUUGGAAUGACGAAUCAUUUGUAUUUGUAUAUUGUACUGAAACUAUUCUUACUAAGAACCAGCAUCAUUGGGGAGGCAUAAGAUUUGCUAACAAUGAUUUUGAGGUAAACGAUUAUUCUGAAUAUUUGCACGAUAAUGAAAACCACGGAUUGAAAACAAAUGUGCAAUCUCAAUUACAAUAUGUACGAGUUGAAGGUGCUGGAGUGUUACAUAACGAAUUAUCACCAGCUGUUAUGAUAGUUGGAAAAUCUCCUUACAUAAAUUCUAUUAAUGUUACAAAUUCAGCAUCUCAUGGGAUAUCUGUUAUAACAUUUAAACACCAAAACAUACAUCUAUUUUCUAAUUGGAUUGAAAAUAAUAUUGGAAUUGGUAUUAACAUAAUUUCUUUAACUGGAGAAGGACAAGAAAACGAUGAAAGUUCCUUUGAUGUGUUAAAACAAGUGAAUAUUCCUAAAGACACAUUCGGUUUGUUAGAUAUGUGUGAUCCCAUCAAAGAUGUAGUAGUGUAUGAACGAAUGAUAGUACACUUCAGAUACAGUGAUCAACCAAUAUCUUGUGUUAAAAUUUUUCGUAGUUAUUUGGGAUUUAAAUCAUUAGGUUUAAGAUUACUACAACUAAAUCUAGCGCAUGAAAAUGAUUAUGUGGGAAUAUAUGAUGGAAUAAUAUAUAAUAAAACUUCUGAAAUUAUCCGUCUUGUUAAAUCUCCAAAAUCUCAAAGAAGAAGAUUUAUCAAAUCCACAUUUGGUAGCAUUAGUUUAAAAACUAUAGCUCGAGCUGCUUCUUCUCGUGUUUAUGGUUUUAUUGCAGAAAUUAUGACCCUUCCUAUUGCUGCAAUUGGUUUUGAUCGCAACACUGAACAUAAUAUUUCAUAUUCAGUGAUCAACAAUAAUUUUAUGGGUGCUAUAAGCUAUGCGUGUGCAGGUGAAGUAAAUCCACAUAUUAGUGUUGCUUGGAAUAAGAUAAUUAAUAAUUGUCAUCAUAUACCCAAUUCAAACAUAAGUACAUGUGAUAUGCCAAUCCAAUUUCAGUUGCAAAAUACUCAAAGUUUACUACUUCAUAAUAACCUCGUUAUGAAAAAUCAAGGUGGUCUUAAAGUGACAGCAGAUUCUAGUGGAUUCGCAACUGCUUUACAAGCAAUUAUCCAUAAUAAUUUAUUUACAGAAAAUGUUAAUUUGCCAGUAUUAAAUAUUAGUGGUAUACGAGUGGCGCCUCAACAACAUAUAACUAUUUAUCGCAACUUUUUCUCUGAUAAUAUCGCUCCGUAUGAAAACAUCAUUCAGCUCGUGCAGGUUAUUUCAAAUUUUACAUUCAACUACGUUUAUAGUAACAUUGGUUUUCAUGUUCUACAAAUGUCUGGUUUUCACGGAAUCCGAUUGCCAUUACAAUCAUCAACUUCACAUAAUGGAUUUUAUUGGAACGAAGCAACAAACUUACAGAACAAAGGGACAAUAUUGGCUUUAUCAAACGGUCAAUAUUAUAUACAUAAUAUAUUUUAUGACCCUGAAAAUAACUAUGAAAUCAUAGCUGCAACCAGUAAUAAUAGAUCAAAUGAUUAUAUUUAUGCUAUUGAUGGUUCCAUUGAUGCUCGUCACAACUAUUGGGGUUUUAAUGAUACUAUUGCUGUGCAUGGACGCAUCAAAGACUACAAAGAUGAAAUAGAAUUAAUGCCAGUUGAUGUAAUACCGUAUUACUCAACAAAUAAAACUAUUUUAGAAUCAGAAAAAUGUCCUCCACCUUGGAUCUUAAUGCCGAAUUCUAAUACUUGUUAUGGAUACAUUGCCGUACCAAUGACAUUUUAUGAAGCCAAGACAUUUUGCAUGACUAUGAAUGCUUCUAUGCCAUUCAUUACUGGUGAUUAUGCAAAUAUCAGGAGAACUCUGCAAUUGCAGAUAUAUGACUAUGGCCUAAUCUGGGUUCAGCAUAUCGACUACAUUGGUCAGUGUACAGCUCUUGGUUUUAACAAAGUACACACUAAUGUAGAGUGUGCUUUUCGUAAUGCUUUCAUUUGUGAAAUGGACCCUCAAGUGACAAUAAAUCCAUUAAAGUGGCGUGAUGAUUUUGUCAACAUUGCUGUUACGGGGUUAAUAUUUGGUUGUUUGAUUUGUGUGGCAUCUGUAUUAUGUUGUUGGUGGACUAAAUCAAAGCGAAGACAGGUGCAAAGACUAAAUAGACGAAACUCAAUUCGCCAAUCAUUAACAUCUUUACGAUCAUUAUCCCUGUCACAGCCUGCAUUUUCUGAAUUAAAUUAUCGACGUAAACCAAUAAUUGAUAAUAGCAGUGGUUUUAACACAGUAUCAUCCAAAGCCAACGGAAGUAACGAUUCCAUAAUGAAAUCACAAUUCAAUUCAUCUGUUGAUGAAUAUGAGCCAAGUGACUUAUACGAAGUACACAAUGUUAACGAUCCCAUACACAUCGAAAAUGAUUAUGAUUUAGCAUAUAAAAAUAAAGGUUUUAGAGACAACUCAACAUUUGCAUCUACAGUGGGUAUGUGGACAGACUUAAGUAGUCGAGGAGUAUACAGUAGUGCAGAAGUCCUUGAAACAAAUUUGGAUCAGGCACCUUCGCCUCCCCCCAGAUCACACAGCCAACCACUUGAAACCUCAAUGUGAUAUAUUAUUAUCCUAUUUACCUUAUUUUAAUUAUUGUAUUUAUUUAUAUUGCUUAAUCGAUCUCUUAGUUCAGAGACCACUCACCCAAUAGAAUAUAGUGUAUAAAAUGUUUACGAAGUAUUAAUAACGAUUAAUUUAUUUGUACCUAUUUAUUACUAAGAAAUUGUGUUAUAAAACAUUACGCACUAGUGCACUACACUGCCUGUGACUAUAUUCAAAGUCCCUUAUUUUUGUUUUCGUGGAUAAACAGACACUUUUUGUUAGGUUUAGGGAAAUUGACAAGGUAUAUUUUAAUUUUUUUGUUUUGUUUUUUUUAUAUAUAUAUGUACAAUAGACAUAAUUUAAUUAAGAGUUAAAACAUUUUGUAAUGUGAUUAAAACGAAAAAGUAUUCCGUCCAGUUUACUAAUCACACGAGCCGUCCAGAAUAAAAUUGUUGAUAUCUAUGUAUAAUUAACAUGUUUUAGAAGCAACUAUAAUUAGUUAAUAUGUAUAUUUUUUUUUACAUACAUAAAUAUAUAAUAAAUGUUCUUUU